This is a messenger RNA of Schistosoma bovis, 1495 nucleotides long. The record is from the annotation of a GenBank genome assembly. Lineage: Eukaryota; Metazoa; Platyhelminthes; Trematoda; Strigeidida; Schistosomatidae.
CUUGCUUACCUAGAGGCAUCGAAGGCUUUUGUACCAUAUUAGCCGCAUAAAUUAAGUGGGUGCGGUACUUUCCAUAACUCGUCGAUUAGACAUGAAAAUUAAUUGGAAGUGCCCUGACUGGAAGACUUAUACUCUUGAUCCCCCUCCUUUGAAAGAGCACGUUGAGAAAUUGGCCAAGCUAGGCUUGACAGAUCCAUGGGCUCGCAAUUAUGCUUGGCAAUAUUUACCAAAAAUUUACAAACCUCGUUCUCAACGGUUUAGAGAAAUACUUCUUGCAAGACUACCUCAUGGUGUAGCUCUAGGAAUUGUAGCCUCGAUCCUAAUAAAUCAAUUUGACAGAUGGCGUAAAGGCGAAUUCAGUGCAGCAAAACAUUAACAAGUCGUCUUGUUGUGUUUCCCAUUCACUGGAUUUUUAAUUUUCGUUCAAAUUAGUGUUAGAACCUUAAGUGUUAUGUUCAUUGUAAAAGAAAAAAAAUAAUGACAGAAUUCGGAAUCUAAAAAUAUGUAAACGUGACUUACUUGUUCAGUGCUUUGCGUAAAUGGGGUGCAUUUGGAAAUUAAAUAAAUACAUGUCCGAGUAUCACCAGUUUGAAUUGUUUAUGAUGAAAUAAUGUGUCGCGUCCAAAUGUUAAGUGAAAUUAUAAAAUCACAAUUAUUUAAAAGGAAUCUUUAGUUAGUUGAAUCCUUUUAAUCAUGGAAUAUGGGUCGAGUUCACUUUUUCGUAAAGCGUUUUUUAUAUUUUAUCAUUAGGUUGUUUCAUCUAAUGGAGAUGAUUGAUUUCCAGUUACUUUUGCGGAGUUUUCAGUUCAGAUGCACUACUGCUGAGGUAGCAAUAGUAUAAUACUGUCUACGUUAAUGCUAUUCUGAAGACUACAUAUUCACGGAAGCGAUUUGUUUUUUAUUAGAAUUUAUCAUCAGCAGUAAACUGGAUUGAUGAAAAACUUAGACUUAAAGAAUAUGAAGGCCUAUAUUUGGCGAUAAUUGGUUCGUUUGAAUCCUGGCAUCUUUUCUAAGGUAAUUUGUACAGCUCAAUUACUAUAGAGGACACAUCUAACAUUCCUGGAUUAUUCUAUAGCCUAUACUUUCGCAUGAACACAGAAUGAGCGAAUUCGGCAGUUAUGACAAUCACCAGUUUUGGUUGAUGGAUGUAACAAAUAUUGAAAUGCCACGUGGUUUUAAGCUAUGCGAGAUUUUUUAAUGAAGACAAAGAUGACAAUUGUUUACCUCACUAGGUAUUGAUCCUCAAUGGCAAAUGUUUUCGUCUUAAAUCUACUUAACUUCAUUGUAGAAGUGAGCAUUACAUUAUUUGGAGCUAUCGGUAUUUGGUUCCUAAAAUUAUGUUAAAUAUAAUUGAUAUGCAUUCCUAUAAAACUCGACACUACACCUGUUGCGAAGCAGGAUUUUAUCUGUUUUGUGUUUUAAUUAAAUUCCAUAUAGGGAAAUACUUGAAUUUCUGUUUUAACUACUGUUAAGAUGUUAGUAGUGUGAACAAAUU